CGUGGCAUGCCUAGACAUGUCCGUACAUUGAAUACAUGAAUACAAUAGAACGUCCCGGUCGAGGGGAUUCAAUAAAAGCACAUGGCAACCAGACAGCUGCUUCAUUUCAGAAAUCAAACACCGAGCUGUGUACGUGAAAGGAAAAACGCUUGCUAAAGAAAAUGCCUUUGGCUAAAGACUUACUCCACCCAACUCUCGACUUUGAGAGGAGGCAACAUAAGAAGAAGAGACUGGUACAGAAUCCAAAUUCUUACUUCAUGGAUGUGAAAUGCACAGGUUGCUAUAAAAUCACAACAGUGUUCAGCCAUGCCCAGACAGUGGUGUUGUGUGUUGGGUGUGCCACAGUGCUCUGCCAGCCCACAGGAGGAAAGGCCAGGUUAACUGAAGGUUGUUCUUUCCGCAGAAAGCACUGAUGACAAUUAAAUUGGAUCUUUUGAAUAAAAAGAAAUUGUUCUCUUUUCAUUGAUUGCAAUGAGUGAAAUGCCACUACAGUGAUUAUUAUGUGGAAGACUAUUUCUACUGUAUCACUUUUCUGAAUAAAGUCUGAGCAGUGCA
Messenger RNA from Ictalurus punctatus (channel catfish), 555 nucleotides. RefSeq names its product ribosomal protein S27 like (gene rps27l). Gene Ontology annotation, biological process: translation; ribosomal small subunit assembly. The transcript has 4 exons. The record is from RefSeq and is a predicted model, not a curated record. Gene Ontology annotation, molecular function: RNA binding; structural constituent of ribosome. Bases 162 to 413 code for a protein of 83 amino acids. Lineage: Eukaryota; Metazoa; Chordata; Actinopteri; Siluriformes; Ictaluridae. Gene Ontology annotation, cellular component: cytosolic small ribosomal subunit; ribosome.